This is a messenger RNA of Cavenderia fasciculata, 3108 nucleotides long. RefSeq lists its product as uncharacterized. NCBI's taxonomy places the organism in Eukaryota, Evosea, Eumycetozoa, Acytosteliales, Cavenderiaceae. The coding region runs from base 1 to 3108 and encodes 1035 amino acids. The record is from RefSeq and is a predicted model, not a curated record. The transcript has 12 exons.
AUGGGUGCCCAACCACCAACCUUCUACGAAGCUCUAAAAACGAGACAGAGAAACCUUUGGAUUAAGAUAUUUUGGGUUGAUCUUGAAGAUCUUGAUCUUUAUUCCGACAUUCCUUUAGGAUUUGUUUUCAACAUUGUAUUAUUAUUAUUUAUUUGUAUUUGUAUUACCAACAACCAUGACAUUCAACAUGUAAACUCUCAAGUAUUAUCUUCAUCAGAGUUAAGCUCGGCACAAUGGAUCGUUCAACAAUACCAACUGUCUGUAGCACAAGACUCAAACUCUAUUUGUAUUAGUUCCUUUUUUAAAUGUGGUACUGGUACUGACGGAGCAUUUCACUUGUUAGCAGUUAAUGUACAACCUAGAUCAUUACUGCCAUCAGGUACACCAUCAAACACGUUGGUAUCACUUGAUCUGUCACAAGUAACAUCAAUCGUACUUCAACCAUUCACUAGUGUUGUCACUGAUCCAUCACUCGAUAUUAUGAGCAAAUUAAAGAAUAUGCCACUCUUACAAACAGCCCAAUUUAUUCAUGACACCACUUUUACAACCAUUCCAAAUGAUUUCAUGAUUGAUAAACCUAUCCUAAACAAAAUAUAUAUUGCAUCAGUAAAUUUAGAGUCAGCAUCAAAUCUAUUUAAUGGAUCUAAUAUUGAAGUUAUAGAUAUUGUUGUGAGUAAGAUUAAUAGUCUUGUUUUGGAUACAUCGUUUUAUUAUCCAAAAUUACAAACUCUUACGAUUGCCAUUCAAUGUGACAAUCCUCUAAAUUGGGUGAUUACCAAUACUUCAUUCCCUGCUCUUUUAGAUUUAUAUAUUUCAAGUACAAUAUGCAACAAAAAUGUAAUUGUUGAUAUAUUGAUGCCGAUGAGAUCGGUGGGUACUAUGAAUCAACCAACCUCACCUUCGACAAUGGGUUACAUUAAAACAAAUUUAUUGUAUCCCGAAAAAGUAGAAUACUAUACAUUUGGAGGUUACUUGGCCCAAUAUAACACUCCCAACAUGUCUCUUUUUACAAAUCUUAAAUCAUUUAAUAUUGAUCCAUCACAUAUUUCUACUAUUCCAAAUAUACCUAUACCAAAACUAAUAACAACCUUUAUGAUCAAGAAUGGGUUAAUUGGAACACUACCUCCAAACCUUUUAGACAAUGUACCGACAAAGGCUGGUAUAUCAUUUUCUGGUAAUCAGAAUCUAGUAGGUCCCAUUACAGAAUCGUAUUGCAGUGUCAAUUUCUUAUCGAUAUUGAAUACAUCCAUUACAACCAUUCCCGAUUGUUUUUGGUGUUAUCCAGGUAUGAUUGACACGACUUUAACCAAACCUUCAAAUAUUCAAUGUAUACCACGUAUCGACAGUUUUAAUUUGUACUCUUAUUUUGGUGUAUUUAAUAUUACUGGUAGUUUACUAGGUUGGGCAAAGGGUAUCACAACCCCUACUCCCAGCACCACAUAUACUAUACCAAACAAACUUUUAUCAUUUUUUAUGAACCUUACAUUAGGAUACCAACAAACUUUUUCCAUUUCAUUGAUACAAUCACUUCCAAAUUAUGUAUUCUCAGUCAAGGAAACUACUUUUACAUUUGGAACUAGAACUACUAUCAGUCAAAAUGCAAAUUCUGUUGAAUUGAAUGUUACCUUUAGUGAUGGAACGAUUACAGACCCUGAAAUUACACCAUCACUCCUAGUUGAUACUUCUCCAUGCAUAGUGAAACAAAUUUACUCUGACAAUACAAUUAAUUGUGUUGCCACUAUCCUACCAAAUUCAUCCAAUAUGAUUUAUGCUUCAAAUUCAUUCUUUUCAACAAAAUCAUCUUUUACUAAAUAUACAUUUGUAACAGCUGUAGAAUUACAACCAAUUAUAUACCCUCCAACUAGUUUAAAACUACAUGGAUUUUUUGGGAAUUUAAAACUACCACAAGAUUAUGUGUAUAUUAGAUCAAAUCAGACAGACUAUCUUUGUAAUAUUACUAGAUUUGAAAGUAGUAUUAUUGAAUGUACCUUAACAUCACAACCACCAUCUGGACAAAUGUCACUGGGUGUAGUCGUUUAUAAUGGGAACUUUACAUCAGAUAGUCUUGUCUAUAUCCCCUAUCCACUACCACCAAAUGAUAAUUGUGUAAAUAGAACAAAUAAUUGUAAUGGACAUGGUCAAUGUAUAAAUGGUCAAUGUGUAUGUGACCAAGGUUAUUAUGAUGAUUGUAAAUUUCAAACUGAUCCAAAUAUUAUAGUUGAAACAAAUAGAUCAAGUCCAUCAUUUUCAUUUAAAGAUUAUUCAUUUUCAUUUAAUAUAUUAUCGAUUCAAGAAUUGGAUUUGGAUGAUGUAGUGAUUAGAGAAUUAAAUACAAACUCUUGGAAUUCUAGUGAAUCUGUGUAUUCGACAUACUCUUCGAUUGUGUAUGUAUUGACAUCACACCAAAAUCAAUCGGUUACUGUUAAUGCAACUGAUUUCCUCAAUACCAAUGUUACCACAUACUUUGAAUUUUCAAAUCAAUCAAGGUCAGUUUCAUUUGGUGGACAGGAUAUUCAGCUGGCAAGUGGGUCGAUCAAGAUAUCGGUUAAUAUCACAAACUGGCCAUUCGUAUCGGUACUGACACACCUGAGAGUGGUAUUUUCAACCAUUAUCAACACCGACCAACAAAAUAUUAUUGGGUGUGAUGAUUCGGCCAACAGUAUCAAUCCAUUUGAAAACUUUGCCAAUGGUGAUUCGUUGCAGUACCUCAGAGUCGUCAAAAACACAACACAAUUCUUUGGACGAUUCUUGGAUUACAGUGUCUCUGAUGGAAGAAGGACCUAUUCAAAGACACAGGUAUUAAACGUCACUAAAAAGGAUGCCGAAGAGUCUAUUGCAACUAUUGGUAUUAGUCUACCACAAUCACAACAAUCUAUAUUGGAUCCUGAUUUCAGUGCUCUGUUGGUUAAUCCUAAAAGCUAUUGUGAUUCCAAUACCAAAAAUGAUAAUUGGAAGAUGAUUGUUGGUAUCGUGGUUGGAGUGGUCGGUGGUUUAUGUCUUGCCAUCGUCCUUUUCUUUAUCAUUAAAAGUAAUAGAUAUUAUUGUAUUCGUCGCGAAAAGAUUCUUGAAUCUAAAAUGAAAUCAACAAUCUUUACAAAUAAUAAAUAA